Messenger RNA from Bipolaris zeicola 26-R-13, 1341 nucleotides. RefSeq lists its product as uncharacterized. Lineage: Eukaryota; Fungi; Ascomycota; Dothideomycetes; Pleosporales; Pleosporaceae. The transcript is spliced from 3 exons. Gene Ontology annotation, molecular function: RNA binding. The record is from RefSeq and is a predicted model, not a curated record. The coding region runs from base 1 to 1341 and encodes 446 amino acids.
AUGUCUAAGUCCAAGGUUGAUAACGUCGAGAAGAAGCGCAAGCGCGAUACUGAGGUAGCAGAGGAUGCGCCCAAGAAGUCCAAGAAGUCCAAGAAGGUCGAAGAUUCCUCGGAUGCGCCUGCAGUCGAAGCUGUAGAGGUGAAGAAGGAAAAGAAGGAAAAGAAAGACAAAAAGGAUAAGAAAUCAAAGAAGGACAAGAACAAUGUAGAAGCAUCCGCCACUGAGGAGGCUGUAGAAGACGCAAAGAAGGAGAAGAAGGAGAAGAAAUCCAAAAAGUCCAAAAAGUCCAAGGAUGUCGACGACUCCGAAGAUGCCCCCGCAGAGGAGGCUGCUCUCAUCGAUGAGAUGAAGAAGUCCGAAAACUUUAUCAGCGUCAACGACGACGAGCCAAUGCCCGACGCCACUGAUGCGCCAGCCAAGAAAGACAAGAAGAAGGAGAAGAAGGAAAAGAAAGACAAAGAGUCGAAAAAGUCAAAGAAGAGCAAGGAUGAUGCCAAGACUGAGGACACACCUAUGGAAGACGCUGCUGAGGAGCAGAAUGGCACAGCGGAGCCCGCCCCGGUAGAGGCCAAUGGUGUAGACCUUGAGUCCAAGUCCGAGAAGAAGGAAAAGAAGGACAAGAAGAAGGACAAGAAGGAAAAGAAAGAAAAGAAGGCAAAGAAGUCUGAGGAUGUAGAGACCAAUGGCGAAGCUUCUGCCGAAACCAACGGUGAAGCUGCCGCGGAAGACGUAGAAGUCACCGAGGAAGUAAACGCUGAGGAGGCAGAGGAAGCUGAGGCUGCAGUCGAAGCCAACCAAGGUCGCUUCAUCGUCUUUGUUGGCAACCUCCCCUACUCUGCAACCAAGGAGCAAAUCGAGAAGCACUUUGAAAAGAUCAAGCCCAGCGAGAUUCGCCUACGUACAUACAAGGGUAGCGACAAGUUCAUGGGUACAUGCUUUGUUGAAUUUGACCGAUUCGACCGCAUGGUGACAUGCUUGAAGAAGUACCACCAUUCCGUCUUCCCUGACCCCAAGAAGAAGGAGGGCAGAAAGAUCAACGUCGAAUUAAGUGCUGGAGGCGGCGGUAACAGCGAAGUCCGCAGAUCCAAAAUCGCAGCCAAGAACGAGAAGCUCCACGACGAGCGCGCCCGCGACCGGGUCAGGAAGACCGAGCUCGAAAUGAAACAAAGCGAACGUAAGCAGAAGAAGGAGGCCAAGACUGGCAAGAAGGGUGAAGAUGCUGGUGCUGAGGAGGCUGAGGCGACGGAGAAGCCAUCGGAAGCUGAGACUUUUGGUAUGAACCCGGCUCGUUUGGCUAUGAUGCAGGGCCCCCAGCGGCCGGUGCACCGGUCGAGAUAUUAG